ACAAGAAGUUUCGGAGUGAAAAGCUACAAAAGAGGUGGUGUGUUAUCCAUGGCGGUAAUUUCUAUUACUUCAACAAGUGCACUGACAUAAGACAGAAGGGAUGCUUCAGCCUGAAAGGUUAUUCCUUCCGUAAGCUGGGUAAUUUGUCAUUUGCCAUUGUUUGUGAAGGAAAGCGCCCUUAUGAGUUUGUAGCGCCUUCCAAAGAUGAAGCGGAGAAAUUUAGAAAGGCCAUCACAGGCGGCAAAUCUCCAAGAAAAACGUUGAGAAAAUCCGACAGUUACCCUGGGGUCGAGCCGGCACCUCCUGUUUCUCCUACACGAGAUCGUUCCAUCAGUAUCCCUACUGAUAAAAAAUCCGAGCAAAUGCCAUAUAAAUCGAAGACCCGAUCACAUACACCUGAUCCUUUCCAAAGGAGCCCGAACACACAUUCGCAAUACAGAUCAAACACACUCGGAAGUUCUGAUUAUGGUAAGACAAGGACAGGUUCACCUAACACCCAGCUCCAGAAAACGCAGUCUUCGCCAUACUGCGACAGGUCAACUGUUCACAAACAAUGUCCGGAACUACCUACUAGAAAUAAACUCGAUGUAGAUGAAUACGGCUAUGCAAACGUCGGGGUAAGAAAGAAAGGCCUCCUCCCAGUAGUUGUAGUGGAAAAUAAUGAAAACCUGAUGAAUCAACAACAGUUCAGCAGCAGUGACGAUAGUGAUUCGGAUUAUGAUACUGUUCCCGAAUCUGUUCCCCCAUUUCCAGCACCACGACAUAAACAAGUUGAAAAACUGCUUUCAAUAUCUGCACAAGAAAACAAGAGAAGUAUGGCCCUAGAUAGGCAGAAAAUGCCAUUCCCGGGUUUGACGUCACAGAGCCACGAAAGCAGUGACGAUGAUCAGGAUUAUGACUCUCCCAAAGACUUGCCACUACGUCCUGAGUCGGAUUAUGAUUUGGUGGGAAAGUUUCUUCGCAAACCAAAGGAAAGUUUUGAUAUAGGAAGUACGGGAGAUGAUGACUGUUAUAUAGAUGCUUCAAAACUGGACUCAGUACCAAAUACAAACAGACAACAGAGAUCAAAUCAGCCUCCCAGAGCCCCAUCGAAGCUAGGCAUUCAACAACUUGAGGAUGAUAUCUACUUUGAGCCUACAUCUGAGUUUGGUCAUGUUGAACAAAUAUCGCGUUCACAAAUACAAAAUAUUUUGUGCACUGACGAUGAAAAUCCUUAUUUCAUACCAAGCGAGGAGUCUGGGCAUUCGAAAAAUGACGAACCUUCUUAUUUUAAACCGAAUUUAGAUUGUGAUAAGUCAAGGUUUGAUGAAGAAAACCCUUACUUUGAACCUAUAUCCGACUAUGACAUGCCUGAAGUCGCAGUGGCGGGGUCAUUUCAAACCCCGAAAUCAAAAUCACCAUUAGGCAGAACCAAAUCUCAGGAAAAUGAUGGGUACAUAAAAGUACCUGGUAAUACCAAAAUGACGUCAAGCCGAAAUAGUGACGGUUAUUCCAAACCGGAGGAGAUGGUAUGGUUGAAGCGCAAACCUGCAACCGCAGCAGCAACCAACAAAAAGAGCGAUCUCUUCACAGAUGACUCGGUAAUAUAUGUAAACCUUCCUUUUGCAAUCAAUAAAAGCUCACAGAUGAAACAGAUGGAGCAACAGAUGGAGCUAUCGAGCACAAUUAACUCCAAAAAUACCAUGAAAUUACAAAAUAGCAUGGAGGAUAGCAGUUAUUCCGAUUCUGAUGAUGAAGAUUACAUCACGAUCUAAAUGUGACUGAUGCAGAAUACUACAAAUCACUUUUGCGUGAAAACAUCCCAAAUACCAAGGCAUCGGAACAUAAUGUAAACUGCUGUGUAAAUAACUUUACUAGGAUAAAUGUGAUAUUAACACAGGUUUAGACAAUUAACCGGGAGUACUGUGAUUUCAAGACAAAGUGUAAAAUUCAUUAGAAGUAACUAUCAUUAUUGUUAAUAACUUUCUAAUAACAUAAUAUAUGCAAUUUAAUAUAUUUUAUUAUAAUAAAAUUUCUAAAACCCGACUGAAAGGGUAUAUGCAAGUCCCGAAGUGGCUUCCCGUGUAUAUAAAAAAUAAUUGGGAGUGUUAACACAAGGUAAAAACAAAGUGCUGUGCGGACUUUGAUGAUCAAAGAUGGAGACAAUUUAUCGGGAGUGUUGUGAUGUUAACACAAGGUGGAUACUAUUUACCGGGAGUGCUGUGAUGUCAACAUAAGGUUGAAGACAAUUAACUCGGAGUGCUUUGAUGUUAACAUAAGGUUGAGGACAAUUUA
Molecule: messenger RNA, 2274 nt
Organism: Mizuhopecten yessoensis (Yesso scallop)
Lineage: Eukaryota; Metazoa; Mollusca; Bivalvia; Pectinida; Pectinidae
Exons: 4
Source: RefSeq, a predicted model, not a curated record